Messenger RNA from Entamoeba invadens IP1, 3849 nucleotides. RefSeq lists its product as hypothetical. Bases 1 to 3849 code for a protein of 1282 amino acids. NCBI's taxonomy places the organism in Eukaryota, Evosea, Mastigamoebida, Endamoebidae. The record is from RefSeq and is a predicted model, not a curated record. The transcript has a single exon.
AUGAAUGGGCAAGUGAAUGGAGUCGGUGGUCUGUACUUUAUUGAUUAUUUGGAUGAAAUGAAAAACACCAAUAGUAGCGUGUAUGAAAUAGCUCAAUUGUAUGAUGACAACACUGAAAAUGAAAGUAACAACUCUCAAUUAGUCAAAAGCAAAGAAAAGGUAUGUGUUUAUAACAAAAAAUAUUUAUCUAACUGUGAAAAUGCCAAUAAGGUCUUAAAAACCAAUCCGGUGAUAUCAAGAGAAUUUUACUUGUUAGCUCAAAAGAUAUACACUCAAUACAAAAAGCUGUUUGAUGAAGCCGAAUAUUUUUAUGAAAGCGAUUUAAUGGAACUGGACAAAACAACAGAAGAAGCUUGUUUCAAUUUGGUUUUAUGUCGAAUGAAAGAUGUCAAGAAAAAAGUAUCAGAGAUUGAAAAGCAAAUAGCUCACAAAUGUGAAGGUAUCUUAAUUAAAACAGAUUUCCAACAAGUUGUAACAAAUAUCAAAGACAUUGAAGAUAAUAAUGUAUAUCCAUUCAGCUGCAUCAAUUUGAAAGAAAGACUUGAAAAAGUCGAUGCAACGUUUGUCCACACGUUUGAAUUUAUAGAAACGACACAACCAAAUAUUAACUCGAUUUGUGACAAAAUUGACGCUUUCAAUUUGGAAUGUAAAACAAAGAAAGAAAUGUUGAACAAAGUGAACAAAGAUUAUUUGUAUAACAUUGACAUGAUUCAAGUAAACAUCCAAACCAAUCCGGUGAUAUCAAGAGAAUAUUACUUAGAAGCUCAAAAGAUAUACAUUCAAUACAAAAAGCUGUUUGAUGAAGCCGAAUAUUUUUAUGAAAAUGAUUUGAUAAAACUGGACAGAACAAUAGAAGAAGAAUGUUUUAAUCUUAUUAUUGCAAGAAUGAAAAAUGUGAGCAAACGAAAAGCCAAAAUGGUCAAAAACAUAGCUAAUAAUAUCGAUGGCAAUAAGUUGAAAAAUGAUUUUCAAAAUGUUAUAGAAACACUUGCAUCAAUAGAGAAUGAAACGUAUUAUCCAUUCAGUUGCAACACUUUGAGAGACAGACUUGUGCAAACAAAUCCAAAAAAUGAAGAGGUUUUUAAUUUCGUUGAAACAACACAACCACAACUCGACGCUAUUUGUGAAAAAAUUAACACUAUUAAUUUACAAAAGAAAAUUGAAAAUGAUCGACUUGAGAAAGAAAAAAAAGAAAAGGAAGAAGCUGAAGAAGCCGAAAGACAGUUAAUGGCAAAGAAAAUUUUUGAAUAUAACAAUGAAGGGUAUUAUUUGGAAAACUUGGCCAAUUUCCUUGAAAGAGAAUUUUCACAUGAAAGUCCUUCGUUCAUUCAUCCAUAUUCGAAAAUAGCAGUUAUAGUGAAACAAGCAUAUCUCUUCACUAAAACGUUUGUAUCAGUCGACAACAAAGAUAUUCUGCGUAUAAAAAGUCUUUAUGAGAACAUCAACAAAAUAACUCUUGAAAACAAAUUCAGUUUCGAUGAAAUCAUUUUGUUGUUGGGAGCCGAAAGUGCGACGUAUUAUUCCGAACAUCGAUAUAAGCAAUAUCACCCCAAAUUUGACGCUGUAGUCCAUAAGACUAAAUUUGAGAAAAUUAUUAAAUUGCUUGAAAACAACAAACGAGACACAAAGGAAUUGAAGAAGAAAUUUAUGUUGGCAAGAAGCAAAGACAAAAAGCCUGAAGAAAUUGAAAAGGAAAAUGCACUUUUGGAUUACAGAGAAGUUAAUUUCCAAAGUCAUUUCAAAAAUUAUUUCACAGAAGACAACGAAGAUGAAAAUCCAGAAAUGGUCACUUUGAUGAAAAAGUACUUCAACUUCUGCUACAAUGGAAAUUACACAUUCACUGAUAAAAACAUUGAAAUUGUUAAUCAUCUGAAAAAGGACUUUUUAGAAAAGUUGGAGACCGUCUUUGGCUUACAAGAGGAGGGUUACUACGAUGAAGCCAAAAACUCACUGAAAGAUGCGUUGAUCGCAAAGAUCAAUUUGGUCGAAUUUUUGGAUUUUGAAAACAUAACAAGUCAACGAGAAAAGUUGUGGAGAACCUGCCAAUUUGUGAUUAAGAUGGAGAAGAUCUUAUACUCGCUUGGAGUUGCGUUUGAGUUCUUUGACUUGAAAUACAGUGAGCUUCCAAAAGUUCUCCAAGAUGAAAUCAAACUGUACAACUCAGUGAUGUUGAUCAAGGCGUGCAGUGUAGUUCAAUAUUUCAGAUUUAUGAAUACUCUUGACAACGUUCAUCAAGUGUAUUUGAAUUACAACAACAACUUGGUACUCAAAUUGCAAUCAGUCAUACGAACAUUGGCAACACAAGAUUAUGAUAUUACACACGACCCAAUAGUCACUGAAUAUGUGAGACAAUCAAUGAAUGAAACUGUUGUGGAUAAGAACAACUUGGUGUUGUAUGAAAGUGAGUCAAAGUACACUGAAAACAUGUUGAAUAUGUACAAGCCGAUAUUAUCAGAUGGAGUCUCUCUAACAUCGUCGAAAAACAAAUUGUUCACGUUGAAUGCCGUCUCACAAUUUUUGCUCUCCAAUUACGCCUUCUUUGAUGAGGUCAUCGAAUUUAGUCGCAACGUAAAUGCUACACUAUUGAACAAAGAGAACUUCGGCUUCAUUCCAAACAUUUUCAAUUUAAUCACAUCAACUGUAGCAAUCGUUAACAGAACACCACAAAGCGAUGAUAUCUGGAUCAAAUGUCCUCGUUACCGAUGGGAUUAUGAAUCACACUUCACAGAAGAAAUUAAAAGUAUAUGGACAAUGGAAGUCAAAAUGGCAUACAACUACAGAGUUUUACUUACCAACACAAACUAUUCAAUAGUCAAUUAUUUGCUAUGCAAAAAUUGGAGUAGUCAAUAUGAGUACAACAUCUUAAUGAUUAACACAAUAACAGACUUGGACUCAAAACCAAAUUUUGAUUUUAAAACGAAUGAAAAUGAAUGUUACAGGACACAUAUGAGAUGGAUUGUUAACAACUUUGGUAUAACAGAAAGUAAACGAAAUUAUGAAAUACAAUUGAAAAGUUGUGUGAAUGCAAUUUCUGGUAUUAUUUCAUUUGCUGGAUACCAACUUGACAGACCAAAAGUAUUCCCAUCACUCAACUAUUUUGGAGCAUCCGUUCCUAUAUGCAAAUACACUGACCAUCUCACUACUAGUGAAAUUGAGACAAAAAUUGAUUCGACGAUGUUUGUUGAGACGUUCAGAGUGUAUUUCGAGAGAAUGAAAGAGCAAGAGCGAUAUUAUAAGCAAAACAGUAUCAUGUCUAAUGCAAUUUUUGAGUUCUUAAGAGAUCGAAUAGGACAAAAUUUCAAAGAAAUUUGUGUUACAAAUAUUGAAGGAUUAUCAAAUGAUUUUAUGAAAGAAAGAUAUGACCAAUUUGUUGGGAUAUAUGCAGAUUGUGUCACAUUAAAUAACGAUGACGAGUCGUUUGUAGUCAAUAAAACGGUAAAUGGAUUUGAAGUGAAGGCGAAACUUGGUGAAAAUGCCGUUGGAAAUCGGUUGACGUUUAAUUACGUCUUUAAUAAAAAGUAUGAUAAAAUGGGACUUUCUUUCGACCAUGGAAAAUGUGUGAAGAAUGAGAACAAUGUGUUUGUGUGGACUUAUAAAGAUUAUAAAGCAUUUGAUCAUACCGAAGAACUGAAUUAUCAAUUCGAACAGAAGGACAUUAACCUUCCAAAAGACUUAAUUGUCAUGAUAUCUUAUAUUGGUAAGAUGGAAUUGUACUACGACUUAAUCAAUAAAAAAGUUGAAGAAGACAUUAAGCACGAAAGAAUGGUAAAUGAACACAAUAGAAUACAAGAAAUGGAGAGAUUGGAAAGAGAAAGAAUUUUAUGGCAACAUGGAAUUACUUUCUUUUAA